AUGGUUUACAAUACUGUUAAUGUUCAGUCGGAGGCGCUGAGACAAGGAACACUGAGUAUCCAGCAUGUCCAUAACUCUGAUGAUGGCCACUAUCAAUGUCAUUUUAAGGAUGAGCACAUCUCCCAUGGGGCCACUGUGAAGCUGCAUGUUGUAGGUAUUGUUUCUGCUCCUCGUGUACACAUGAUAGGACCAGAAGAUGGUGGGAUCUGGAUAUUGUGCUCCUCAGGCGGUUGGUUCCCAAGACCCAGGUUGCAGUGGAGUGGUGAAGUUGGAAUAAAGCUUAUGGCCCUCUCUGAGACUCUGACCCAAGAUGGAGAUGGACUCUUCCACGUGGAGGCAUCUCUUGUGGUCACAGGCAGGUCUUUGGACAAUGUGAUCUGCUCCAUCCAGAAUCCAGUCUCCCACCAGGAGAAUAUGUCGGUCAUUUUCCUCCCAAAAUCCUUAUUGCCCAGAGUGUCUCCAUGGGAGGCAGCUCUGACAGGGACAGUCCCAGUACUGGGGAUUCUCCUCAUUGGAAUCAGCUACACUGGCUGGAAAGAGCAUCAAAUCAAAGAGAAAGAAGUUAAAAAAUGGAAAAAAGAAUCUGAGGAAAUGGGUGAGAUGACAAAAGAAAAGGAAGUGGCACUUAAAGACAAAGAUGAUGGCAACAAAAAACUAUUAGCUUUCUUCGGCGGGUAA
Sorex araneus (European shrew) is the source of this 678-nucleotide messenger RNA. RefSeq names its product butyrophilin-like protein 1. Lineage: Eukaryota; Metazoa; Chordata; Mammalia; Eulipotyphla; Soricidae. Gene Ontology annotation, biological process: T cell receptor signaling pathway; regulation of cytokine production. Gene Ontology annotation, molecular function: signaling receptor binding. The coding region runs from base 1 to 678 and encodes 225 amino acids. The transcript has 5 exons. The record is from RefSeq and is a predicted model, not a curated record. Gene Ontology annotation, cellular component: external side of plasma membrane.